Molecule: messenger RNA, 3951 nt
Organism: Dendronephthya gigantea
Lineage: Eukaryota; Metazoa; Cnidaria; Anthozoa; Malacalcyonacea; Nephtheidae
Product: focadhesin-like
Exons: 31
Coding region: 29-3322 (1097 amino acids)
Biological process (GO): regulation of post-transcriptional gene silencing
Source: RefSeq, a predicted model, not a curated record
GGCUAAAUUGGAGCAUCAUUCUAACCCAAUGGUCCUGCGUGGCCUGUGUGAUUUGUUUUCUCUCGUACCGUCAUCGGUUGUUGAUUCAAAGCAAUAUGAGAAUUUCAAAGAAAACGUAUUGUUGUUUCUCUGGAGAUAUUCAGAGCAUGAGAAUGAAGACAUAUCAGAUGCAUCGUACAAAGCUUUGUCAAAAUUUGAAACUAAAGAUUUUUUAAUAAGACACCUUCCAAAGCAGACUCGUCAGACAGUUACCCAGCGUCUUCUCUUAACACCAAAGAUUAAGAAAAUGAUGGAAGAGUGUUUACAAAAUGAGAAAGAAAUGGACAUCGAAACUCUACCGAUUCCUGCAUAUUUUUAUGUAGAGCUCUUGCAGAGAAAAGUAAUCUUCCCUGGUUGUUAUCAAGGUUUGGAAGAGUUUUUGAAAAGCAUUGUAGCCCAGGAAAUCUCAAACCUUCCACGAGGCGUGGAACAUAGCAAGAUGAAAGCAGUUCAAGCUAGCGAAAACAAAUCAAUGUCCUCUAUUCCCGAACAACUGAAAAAACAAUACGACAAAUGCAAACAACCAUCUCUAAAGUCCUCAAUUGCAGUAUCUUUGUUGUAUUCUUAUGAAAUUCAUGCCGAGAAGAGAUCCGGUAAACCAAUAAGAAGUCAAGUUGUAAACAAUAUUAAAUUAUAUCGUCAACUGAUUAAUCAGUUGGUUCAAGAUGUUCCUGUCAAGUCUUCUGAUUGGCGGUCAAAUAUUGAAAUUUCUCAUGCUUGGAUUUUGUUUAUGAAUCGAGUUUUUGAUUCUUAUGUUCAGGGACGGAGAGCCGAGUUAGAACUACAGAAUGAACGCGGACAAAUUGACGAGAAGGCAUAUAACGAAGGCUUGAAGAAUGCGUCGUCCUGGACCAGAGAUGCAUUAACAGAUCUUCUCAAGGCUGCAUCAAAAGGUAGCCAAAUUAUGCAUUGCAAUUCCUUGUUAGCAUUGGCUGCUUUGGCAAAUGCUGUCUUCGUUCGCACAAGCGAUGAUGUCACGACUAAUCAGGAAUUGCUGGCAAACUACAAGCGUGAAGGUUGUAUUAGCGCCGAGGAGUGGAUUGCGUGUGUCGCUGACACAUUGAUAGUUACACUUGACAGAAAAUUAAAAACAGUUGGGGUUCCACUGUCUUGGGGAAAGCAGGUUUCAUCCACAACAUUGUUAGCUCAAGCUGCAGCUGCCAUUGCAUUGGCUCAAAUCACACCAUGCCUAAUUGAUGCUGAAUUUGAGCGUUUCAAACAAGUGCUUGAAGUAUUGCAGACGAGAAUGUCAGAACAGGCAAAGGCAGACAGUCAAACUGUUGUACAAACACAUUGUUGCAUAGCGUUGGGAAGUAUUGUACAAAAAUUAUAUGACACAAAUAUCAGUGAUUCUUUGGGACAGGAGGGAGAUAUACUAGUUGCAACAACCUUUGAUGCUUUAAGAAAAGAAGCCUUAUCCAGUGAAUCAAACAACACAGAGGGAGCGAUAUACGGUCUUGGUUUGGCAAUGUCUUCACUAAGUUACGAUACUGACGUUUUGGUAAAUGACCGCGCUAAAUCGUCGUACUCCAAGAUGGUGGAAUGCUUUAACAACGAACGUGUCAAACGUGAUCAGGAUUGUAAGAAAUUACAGGAACUUGGAAUUGCUUUAGCAUGUUGUACUGUGAGCCGUUUUGCUACAGAUUGCCUGGAGGUUGAAUCUGUACUGAAGACAUUUGAUAUGAUUAAGGAAGUCACAGAAACAUUUCCAGAGAGCGUUGAUUUAGCCUCAGCAUUUGGAAUGCUGCUUUGCAACUUAAAAGGCUGUGGUAUCAUCGAUAAUUCUCAAGUCGUUCGGGAGUGGACGGCACACUGGAAGGCGAUUGCCUCGGACAAGUCGCUUUCGUUGAACUCUCGCAUUGCAGCAAUUUUUGGACUUUCAUUCCUCUUUAAUCAGACACAGACAAGCAAUUCUGCGGGGAUUACGCCUGAAGACGGAGUUAAAAUUCUAAAACAGCUGCUCAAUAUCCAGGGUGACUACAAUUUAAGCGGAACUGUUUUCAAGAACCUCGGGAAAUUAUACUAUGCCAGCAAGAAUCGGUUAUGCAAUCAACCAAAUGUUCCGGAUACAUUGGACUACCUUGGAGAGGACUCUGUGUUAAACUGGUUAAUUCAGCUCAUGAUCAGUUUGGGGAAAGAAGUAACCAAAGAGUCGGAAGAAGUACUCAAUGUAAUACUUCAGGUGCUAACUUACGGUCCAAAAGAAACCUUGCCUCCUGUAGACUGGAACGGAAUCAUAACUCCUUUGAUAAAAAUGUAUACAGGAAAGAGUACAACCCUCCAUUUUUUGGAACUUGCAUUAUGUUCAACACCAUCGCCAGCCACAGCACGUUUUCUUCCAAGUUGGCUGACGCAAUCGGUUUACUUAUCUUUUUCUACUGAUUGUCAAGUUCGACUAUUUUCCUGUUUGCCUCAACUUUUGAAUAUUCUUUCUGCGAAGAAAUUAACAAAUAUUUUGGAUAUUGCGGCGAAAUAUUUUUCUAACGACGAGGUCGACACAAGAAUAGCUGAAGCAAUCCUGGAUGGUCUCUGUUCUGUAAUGCAUAUGCCCGAGCCUCCAAAAUCCCUUUGUAUUAAAGAGACCAUAGAGAAGAUAUACAAUUAUUUUCCGGUAGAUUUGAAGAUGCUUGUACCGAAACUAGUAGCUUGUGUUCAAUGUUUAGAAUCUCAUAAAAUCGAGAGUUUGACGGCACCAACAGAGGAGAGUUUUGCGAAGAGCAUUAUGUUUAGAAGAAGAAUAAUCCUGGAAAAUCCAUCAAUGUUGAAGAAAUUAUUUAAGCCUUGUAUUGAUUUUACUCUCUCUUCAAUGGAUGUAAAAUACGAUGCAAUGAUGUCUCUUGUUUCGACAAUAUCUUGUGUGGAAUUAAGGAGUGACAGCAGGCUUUCAACGGAAUGGAUCUUGCAAUUCUUGGCAGAACUUUCGUCUACAAAAAGUGAAACUAAGACAGUUUUACUUCUUCUAACUACGUUCACACUGGCAAUAUCUGGAUACGACAAUGGCAUUUUUCAGAUAAUUCUUGCACUUCAACAGGACAACCUGUUCCAGAAUCAUCAAGCAUGGUUUGCUUUGAUCAAAAAUCUGUUUCCGUAUAGUUUUGCAUUCCUGCUUGCACAGCCGCAAUGGAAAGGACGUCUUGAAGAGACAAUCCAAAAACUGCUGGCGACGUGCAAGGAUCUUGAUAUAAAAGAGUCCUCUCUUUUGCUAGAUUUCUUGCUCGAAAUGCGGAAUUUUGAUGUUUAUGAGAAACACUCAGUUUGGAGUCAAGUGGUUUGUUGCAUGUAACAACAUCAUUACACACACCAAGGAACGUUGGAACGAAUGCAGCUAUCGUAAUAUUUUUACAGUCAUAUUCACGUCAUAAUAAAGAAAUUAAGAUUUGGGACGCGAAAAAAACGACAUGAAAAUGGUGAAUAAAUUACGUGGCAUGUCCAUAAUAUAUAGGCGCAACACGUCAGCUAUUCGCCAUUUUCACGUUGUCUUUGUAGUGCAUGUCGUAAAUCUAAAUCCGUCUAAUAUAGAGACUACGACGCGUACGUGAAGUAAUACUUCCGUUAUUCCCACAGUUUGACAACAUGCGUACUUGGUCAAAGCCGUACGAUAAACAUUCAAAAAUGGGCUCCUGACACUAGCUGCUGUUUUCAUGUUCGUCCACGUCGUAGAUUUGAGCAUCUUAAACUCCUUAAAGGUGGAACGAGAAGAUAAGAGAACUUGACUAAGGUUGUCGUCAUUGUCUAGUUAGAAACUCUGGCAAAAUAUUACACCAUUCGUUGCUUAAAGUCUAUCAAUUCUUGUGUUGAAAAAUCGAUUGAAUUUGAACUUCAUACCAUUGAACAAGAUAUGUUAUUUUUUGUGACGCUUUCAUUUCAGGAAAUAGGCAUGAUCAUGGUAAAAAUAUACAUGCUACAUUACGU